GUCUGAACCCUGCGUUUCCGCUGUGGUGAAGCAGGUUGCUUGAUUCAUGAUGGCGUCAAUGGAAGAUUGAUUUGUGAUGAGGAAAGAGGGGAAUAAUCCUUGUGAACCAGAUACAGGACUGAAAACGCAGCUCCAGAAUUAUUUUACUUUGCAUUCUUUGCUCUGAUUUUUAACUGUUGUAACACAUUGUGCAGACACCAACAUGAAGGACGUUGAGUUAAGAGGCAUGUUCUCAGCGCACGUAAUUCUCAUCCUCUCGGUUCUCUUUGCUACUUUUGUACCUUCCUUAUUUUUGGAUAACUUUUCUGUAAUUGAAACGCACCUGGUGUGGCUGUACAUUUGUUCAGCUUCUGUGGUGGCUGUUAGCAUUGUUUUACAUUCACUACUGGAAACCAACACUCCAUCGAACAAAAAGAAUUCCUUCAAUAAUAAGAUCUCAAAGACUAUCAAGUCCUGUUUGUUAUUCUUGACUUCCUGUUUAAUGUUUCAUGGAAUCAUUGUAUUAUAUGGAGCACCACUACUCGUGUCCUUCAAGGAAACCUUUUCAUUUGCUGUUCUAUUAUCUACCUUCACAACAUUUCGAUGCCUGUGUUUGCGGGGACCCAAUGUGCAAGCAUGGAUACGCGUCUUUAGCAAAAAUGGGGCAACAUCUGUCUGGGAUACGAGUCUGCAAAUCACCACAAUUUCCAGUUUGUUUGGAGCUUGGCUAGGAGCAUUUCCUAUCCCACUGGACUGGGACAGGCCCUGGCAGGAUGGUGAUGGUUCCUUUCAGUCAUUUAGUGGGGUUUUGAGGAUACCCCACGCCUCAGAAAGGAACAGCGUGUGCAUGAAUGGAUUUUAGGUGUGGCCAAUUUCCUGUACACUUGGAGCAACACUUGGAUUCACUAUCAGUCUUGUCAUCGCGCCUUUAUGGAUAUACUGGAACAGGAAGCACCUCACUUACAAAUGCAGAUGAUUUCAGCAGUUGGUGAUAGUG
Hypanus sabinus (Atlantic stingray) is the source of this 976-nucleotide messenger RNA. It is a transcript of the gene pigf, whose product is annotated as phosphatidylinositol glycan anchor biosynthesis, class F. Lineage: Eukaryota; Metazoa; Chordata; Chondrichthyes; Myliobatiformes; Dasyatidae. Gene Ontology annotation, cellular component: endoplasmic reticulum membrane. Gene Ontology annotation, biological process: GPI anchor biosynthetic process. The transcript is spliced from 6 exons. The coding region runs from base 203 to 841 and encodes 212 amino acids. The record is from RefSeq and is a predicted model, not a curated record.